Branchiostoma floridae (Florida lancelet) is the source of this 1888-nucleotide messenger RNA. RefSeq names its product alpha-2,8-sialyltransferase 8F-like. Lineage: Eukaryota; Metazoa; Chordata; Leptocardii; Amphioxiformes; Branchiostomatidae. The record is from RefSeq and is a predicted model, not a curated record. The transcript is spliced from 8 exons. The coding region runs from base 24 to 1265 and encodes 413 amino acids. Gene Ontology annotation, biological process: oligosaccharide metabolic process; N-glycan processing. Gene Ontology annotation, molecular function: alpha-N-acetylneuraminate alpha-2,8-sialyltransferase activity.
GCCUUCCCUGGUGACGAGACAAAAUGAGAAGUCAAUAUCGACCGUGCGUCCUGUUGCUGGUACCGCUAACAGUGGUUCCAUUCCUGCUGUAUUACACAUCAGCGCGUCUCACUCUACGUGACAUGUUGUCCUGGAGAAAACUGGCCCGUAGAAAUGCUAGCAGUUUCAGCUCUCUCCUCGAGCUCGACGACGCAGACAGUGACUACAGUGAUGAAGGACUCGAGGGCAUUACCGGUACUGCAGACUCACCCAUGGAACAGCCUAAAGCUGGAAAAACAAGGCCAUUGCAGAAAUUUGGACCUUACGCGAAGUACAUACCGAAGGAAUCGGUUGCUCUGGAGAAGUUCCUGGCCGACCAGGCAGCUGUGCAGUCCAUACCGACGGAGGCACCUGGAUGGGUCUAUAACAAAACAGCUGCAGAUUUAUUUCGGAACAGGAUCGUAAGCGACAGUCGCUAUGUGAACGGGAACUUUCUGGUCACACAGGGAAAUGUUGUAAAGAAAGUUCUAAAGACCUACGGCAAGAAACCCAAGAUCGUCAAGGUGCCAUCAGACGUCUUAAGGGGAUUUCCUAAAGAGAGUCCGUUCAAGAACAAACGCUUCAAUACCUGCAGUGUAGUAGGGAACGGAGGGAUACUGACGGGAAGCGGCUGUGGAAAAGAGAUAGACGCCUCUGAGUUUGUGUUCAGGUUCAACAUGGCUCCGAUGUACGAGGAAUAUUUGGAGGACAUUGGACAGAAAACCAAUCUGAUCACCAUCAACCCCUCUAUGAUCCGAUACAGGUACAACUAUGGAGGAACAAGAAAGGUGACGGUAAAGACUAUAAACGUUAGAGCCUUGAUGUCUGACCUGUCAGUAUACGGAGACAGCUACCUCUGGAUCUGGGCCUUUGAAACUGCCACUAACGCUGAUCACGCCUUCAAAGCACAGCAGGCUCUGCAAGGAAACAGCGCCCGGAACCAAGUCAUCUUACCAUAUCCACGUGUAACAGGAUCGAUGAAAUCGUUUUGGAAAAAUAAUGGCAUCAGGGCGCAGAAGGCGUCGUCAGGACUGCUGUUUGUGGGUUUGGCCACACAAAUAUGCGAAGAGGUGCACCUGUACGGCUUCUGGCCCUUCCACUCCGACAGGAACAACAGACGUCUGACUGAGCAUUACUACGACAAUGCCUUCGCCACAAAAUUUCACAGAAUAUCGGAUGAGUUCAGGCAACUUCAGCAUCUCCACAACACCGGGGUUCUUCGUCUGACAACCCACGAAUGUCAAUGAGCGAACAAUGUUAUGCAAUAGAAGUAGAUAGAUGAAUUUUUUUCCUUCAAAAUACACGUACAAGCACACACUUCCUCGGGAUAAUACAUGACAGUCGCUUAUAUAAUUAGCUUUUUCAAUCUAAAGUACACUCUGAUAUAUUACGACUGUCUGUAUGUAUAGCUGCUAAUAUAAAUUGUUUGCAUUUUAUGGACUGGUUCAUUAAUUCGAAACCACUGGUCUCCCGCACGACGGGGGGACAUCAGUGGUCGCUGCACACGAUCGAGCGAUCAGCUAGACAAGUUCAAAAUCAGAACCGAACGCUUUAGAAAAAGUGCAUUGCCUUAUAUGACUAAGCUACUCAAUGAUACACUAUAAGUGCAAUACCAACCGUCUGUCUGUUGUAGUGAUGAUGAAAGUUGAUCGUUUGACAUUGUUUUGUACUGUCUAUAUAUGUAGAUUUUAAUGGUUCUGGUAAUCGUACGUUUUUUAAAUCAAAUUUAUAACAAUGCUUGUAAUUACCUAAUGUGCUAUUAUGGUGCAAUUAUGCAGCCUUUGUGAAGUACAGGCACAAUUCAGUCAACCUUGAUGGUUUGACUGCGAGGCCUUGUAUAUUUUAUGUAUAUUUUGUGAGUGAAUAAAAA